GCCGUGUCCUCCCGCGGAGCACAAGCACAAGCUACGACUUUCAGUCGACGGCGCUCUCAGUCAGCUUUGGGAGGCUCUGUCCUAAACGUUAAAACGCACGGUGGUUGUACCGGACUCACACGCAAAAGAUACCCGGCUAAGAUUUUUCUUCCCCUCUCCGCAACGACGGGCGUAAGUCGACGAACGGAAAAAAGAAAACAGUGCCAAGUUCAAGUUCGUUAAAACGCGCGACAGCGAGAGAGAAAGAGAGAGAAACCGCCUGUCGAUCUACGCGAGUAUUUACGAGUAAAACUCGACGACACACACGCUGUCGCGAGGUCGAUCGGAGAGAGAAGAGAGAGAGAAAGGAAGACAGACAGACAGAAAGAGCCGGUCGAACCGUGCCAGGAAGCACGAAUUCGAGAAGCAUAUACGCGUUCUCCGUAUUCGCGCGCGCGCGCACGCCCGCUCGUACGUUCCUGUUUUUUUUUUUGUUUUUUAUUAUUAUCGAACGUUAUUAGACACGUGUCGAUCGGGAUACGUACUGUUUAUUUUACACGCGUGGGUGCUUCAGAUGCGAGCUACGACGACAUCGUCGGCGGCGGCGGCAGCAUCGCAUAACGACGCAUACGGUCGUAGUGGCAGUUUUAUUGUGUUCUGAGGAAAGUUUUUUUUUCUUCUCCUCCCCCAAUCGUUCGGCCCCCCUCCCCCUCUUCCCACCGCCAAACGCCGACCUCCCUGCGCCGGACUUCAUUUUUCGCGCGGCCCGCUGCGAGAGGGACGAGAGAGGCAGAGAAGGAGCGGAAAAGGAUCGGACAGAGACGACGGGCUCCAGGUACAAAGUGUGGUUUUUGUGCGACACCCGGGGAACAUGUCGACCGCCGUCAUGAGUAACACCUCCAUGUUCGAUUGCGGCGAGCAUCUCUUUAAGAAUGCGGGCUCGACUAAGGCGAAGGAGCCUCCGUCAUCUCCAACGACGACGAGCACCACGAAUGGUAGCACCGCCGGCGGCAACCACGUCGGCAACGGACACGCGCCUCUGAAACGCAGCUACACCUCCUUGAUGACCACGUUAAUCGAGCAACAUCGAAAGCUGGACCGUAGCGUGAGCGAGCCGACGUCGCGCUACAAGACGGAGCUCUGCCGACCGUACGAAGAGAGUGGCUCGUGUAAGUACGGCGAUAAGUGCCAGUUCGCGCAUGGUUUUGGCGAGUUGCGCAACUUGGCGCGCCACCCGAAGUACAAGACCGAGCUGUGCCGUACCUUCCACACGAUUGGCUUCUGCCCGUACGGCCCGCGCUGCCACUUCAUCCACAAUUUCGAGGAGGCGCGUAUACACAAUCAGAAGGUGAGCGCCCAGCUGGGCUCGACGCAGCCCAACCUAAUGGGUUUGAAUCCGCUGAUGAGCGCGGCGGCCGCCGCUGCAGUAGCGUCCGCGGCCGGCAACGGCACCGCCGCGAACAACAGUGCCACUGCCAAUAAUGUCAGCGUCAACGUCAGCCUGCUCGAGCAACUCGCCGCGUCGUCCCACGUGGCCGUGGCCGCGGCGGCCGCUGCCACCACGUCGAACCUUAUGCGAACGAAUUCGUUGAGCCUCGGUAGUACCAACGCGAACGGCUUCAAUCAGCCGCCGUUGCUGCGAACAUCGUCGCUGAGCCUGGCCACGAAUCAUCAUCACGCGGUACACCAUCAUCAGGUGAACGCUAUGAACUCGGUAAUCGGGGCGACGAAGCCGAAACCGCUCAAUCUUAGCCCGACGUUCUCGCUCGGCAGUUCUGCCGACUCGGUCUCGCCGUCGUCUAGCCUCAGUCAGUCGCCGACGAACUCCAUGGCGAGCUUCUUCAGCGACGACUGCAGCCAGCAAACGGUCUCAUGCACGAAUCUGCAGACGACACCGUUCAGUUUCGGUCAGGACUUCAGUCUGCUUGCCUGUUCGAGACAGAGCCCGAGCCCGCGCAACAAUGGGGUAUGCAGUCCACUCGCCUCCGACGAGGUAUCACCCAGAACCCCCUCCCCGUUGUCACCUAACACGGAGUCCAGGUUGCCGGUCUUUAACAGGAUCAGUAACGCCCUGGACAGUUUCGAUAACCUCAAGAUCUAGAGAGCGGUCGCCGCGCGAACCGUAAAGAAGAGAGACGCGAAUUCUCGGCGAGUUUCGCGCUAGGAAUAGAAAGGAAAAGGAGGAUUUUCAUGUGGAUUGACUCGAGUUUUCGACGAUAGCUUCUCCGCAGUGGAUUCUGUCAGUGGAAUUAACGUCUUUUUUCUUUUUUUUUUUUUACAUAUGCGGUAUCGCCGUGACGCGGUAGCUCUUUACCCGCCAUCGGCCGUUUUCUUGAGAAGCAUUUUAGGCACACGUCAGGUUUCAUUAUCCUUGAACUAGCAUCCUUUCCUCUCCUUUUUUAUAUAUUAUUAUAACCAUAAUUUUCAUAUAUAUCAUCGUACUAUUGUAAUAUAUUACUAUA
Molecule: messenger RNA, 2441 nt
Organism: Temnothorax curvispinosus
Lineage: Eukaryota; Metazoa; Arthropoda; Insecta; Hymenoptera; Formicidae
Gene: Tis11
Product: protein TIS11
Exons: 2
Coding region: 851-2080 (409 amino acids)
Molecular function (GO): mRNA binding; metal ion binding
Source: RefSeq, a predicted model, not a curated record